Molecule: messenger RNA, 999 nt
Organism: Nakaseomyces glabratus
Lineage: Eukaryota; Fungi; Ascomycota; Saccharomycetes; Saccharomycetales; Saccharomycetaceae
Gene: NQM1
Product: sedoheptulose-7-phosphate:D-glyceraldehyde-3-phosphate transaldolase NQM1
Biological process (GO): carbohydrate metabolic process; pentose-phosphate shunt; pentose-phosphate shunt, non-oxidative branch
Cellular component (GO): cytoplasm; intracellular anatomical structure
Molecular function (GO): transaldolase activity
Source: RefSeq, a predicted model, not a curated record
AUGAGUACUGAGAACGGAGGCAAUAGUACUUUAGAGAACUUGAGAAAUGCAGGCACCAAUGUGGUCACUGACACUGGUGAAUUUGAAUUGAUUUCAAAAUUUAAACCAAGGGAUUCUACUACAAAUCCAUCCUUGAUCCUUGCUGCCACCAAAAAUCCAAACUAUGCCUCUUUAAUUGACGUUGCUAUUGACUACGCCAAAGCUAAAGGCGGCACAAUUGAACAACAAACCAAUAAUGCUGCUGAUAGACUGCUUGUUGAAUUUGGUAAGCGUAUCACAGACUUGAUUCCCGGUGUUGUGUCAACAGAAGUAGAUGCGAGGUUAUCUUUCGAUAAGAAGGGUACAGUGGAUAAAGCUUUGCAGAUCAUUAAAUUAUAUGAAGAAAAUGGUGUCUCCAAGGACAGAGUUCUCAUCAAAAUUGCUUCCACUUGGGAGGGGAUCCAAGCAGCCAGAGAGUUAGAAGCUCAACACGGUAUCCAUUGUAACCUGACACUGUUAUUCAAUUUCACACAGGCUGUGGCUUGCGCAGAGGCCAAUGUUACUUUAAUUUCACCCUUCAUAGCUAGGGUUUUAGAUUGGUACAAGGCUAACACAAAGAAUGAUUAUAACAUCGAGAAUCAUCCCGGUGUUCUCUUUGUCAAGAAAACAUAUAACUACUACAAAAAACAUGGCUAUAAGACAAUUAUUAUGGGUGCAUCUUUCAGAACUUUAGAUGAAAUCAGAGCUUUGGCUGGUUUAGACAACGCAACGCUAGGCAUUCCUUUGUUAGAGAACCUGCAAAAUUCAACUGAAAAAAUUGAUAGAGUGUUGACACCUGAAGGUGCUCAAAAGGAUGGGGUGGAUAUGAUCACUUUGAUCGAUGACGAAGCUAAGUACAGAUAUGAAUUUAAUUCGGACGCAAUGGCGGUAGAAAAGUUGGCUGACGGUAUCAGAACUUUUGCAAAGGACACAAACACUCUUUAUAGCUUACUGAGAACUAAACUCGAAAAGGCAAACUAG